UAUUGGCCGGAGAAAGAACAAUGGCAUCGGCUGUGAACACAAAUAGCCGUUAGACGGAUGGUUCGAUUCAGAGCCAAUCACCUCUACACACGGUAUUUAUCCACAUCUUCGACGACACCUAAUUCAACUAUCCCAUACCUCAAUUCUCACAUCAUCUUCUUCCUUUCCGACCGAAUCCCAGACCCCAAAUCCAUCCUCCAAUCCCACGCCUACAUCAUCACAACUGGACACACAAACAACCCCUUCAUAGCAUCAAAGCUCAUCUCCCUCUACGCUUUUCUCAACAAACCCACCUUUUCCUCGAAAGUUUUCCAUUCAGUUCAAUCCAAAGAUGCCUUUCUAUGGAACUCUGUGAUCAAAUCCCAAUUCUCCAAUGGGUGUUACUCACAAGCCCUUGAUUUUUACCACCAAAUGCGAUUAUCUUGUAUAAAACCAAACCCUUUUACCGUUCCUAUGAUUGCUGCUUCUUGUGCUGAGCUUUUGCUGUUAACAAAUGGCAUGGAAAUACAUGGGUUGGUUACGAAACUUGGGUUUAUUAGCACGGGUAAUUCUGCGGUUGGGUCUUCGUUUAUUUACUUUUACUCGAUGUGUGGGUGUAUGGAGGACGGAGCUCUUGUGUUCGACGAAAUGCCAGUGACGGAUGUGGUUGCUUGGACCGCACUGGUUAUUGGGUACGUGCAGAACGAUGAGAGUGAGAAGGGUUUGGAAUGUCUUUGUCAAAUGCAUAGGGUUGGUGGGGACGGGGAGAGACCGAAUUCUAGAACAUUUGAAGGAGGGUUUAAAGCAUGCGGGAAUUUGGGUGCUUUGUUGGAAGGAAAGUGCUUACAUGGUUUAGUGGUGAAAACUGGAAUUGGGUGCAUAAAUGUUGUUCAAUCGUCGGUUUUGCGUAUGUAUACGAAGGGUGGGACCCCUGAGGAAGCUUACCUUUCGUUUUGUGAAGUUCAACAGAAGGAUCUUGUAUCGUGGACGUCUGUUAUUGGUGUUUAUUCAAGAUUUGGGUGGAGUUCCGAGUGCUUGCAUCUGUUUUGGCAAAUGCAGGUUACUGGAGUACAUCCAGAUGGAGUUGUUAUCAGUUGUCUGCUUUCGGGGUUUGGUAAUUCUAUGAGGGUCUCCGAAGGAAAAGUUUUUCAUGCGGUGAUCUUGAGGCAUAAUUUUAUGAUUGAUGAAAUGGUAAGUAAUGCCUUGUUGUCAAUGUAUUGUAGGUUUGGACUUUUUUCUAUUGCAAAGAAGCUUUUUGAUAGAGUACGAGAUGGGAACACAGAAUCAUGGAAUAUUAUGGUUUUUGAGUAUAGUAAGGUAGGACUAGAAUCAAAGUGCUUAGAACUUUUUACUGAAAUGCAACAUCUGGGUAUUGAGUUUGAUUCAAAUAGUUUGGUAUCUGUGAUUUCUUCGUGUUCACGAUUGGGGGCAACACGUUUAGGUCGUUCACUUCAUUGUUUCGUGAUUAAAAGUUUAAUGCAUGAGAACGUCUCCAUUGCCAAUUCGCUUAUAGACAUGUAUGGUAAAAGAGGAAACUUAGUCAUUGCAUGGAAGAUAUUUAGUCGGGCACGGAAGGAUACUGUCACGUGGAACACAUUGAUUUCAUCUUACAGUCGUAGUGGACGUUCUACUGAUGCUUUAGGCCUCUUCGAUAAAAUGGUCUCAGAAGGCUUCAAGCCUAAUUUAGCAACACUGGUUACAGUUCUCUCUGCUUGUUCCCAUAUUGCAUCUCUAGAGAAAGGAGAACAGAUUCACAGUUAUGCCAAGGAUGAAGGAUUUGAGUUUGAUAUAUCUCUUUCCACUGCAUUAGUUGAUAUGUAUGCAAAAUGUGGGCAACUCGAUAAAUCAAGGAAAUUUUUUGAUGCAAUGAAAGAAAAAGAUGUUAUUUCUUGGAAUGUUAUGAUCUCUGGUUAUGGAAUGCAUGGAGAUGCAGAAUCUGCAAUAGAAAUCUUUAAGCGGAUGGAGCAGUCAAACGUCAGACCAAAUGAGCUUACAUUUCUUGCUGUUCUCUCUGCUUGUACACAUGCUGGGCUUGUCGGAGAAGGUAAAAGCUUCUUUGAUAGAAUGGGGGACUGUGCUUUGUUGCCAAAUCUGAAGCACUAUUCUUGUAUGGUUGAUCUCCUAGGGAGAGCAGGAAAUUUGUUGGAGGCUGAAGAUUUGGUUCUUUCAAUGCCUAUUCCUCCUGAUGGGGGUAUUUGGGGUUCUUUGUUAAGUGCUUGCAAGAUACACAAUGAUGCUGAAUUCGGUAUAAAGGUUGCUAAACAUGCUAUUAAAGCUGACCCAGAAAACGAUGGCUACUAUGUAAUGAUUGCCAACCUGUAUACCUCUCUUGAGAAGUGGGAUGAGGCAGAAAAUGUGAGAGUAAAAAUGAAGGAAAUGGGUGUGAGGAAGAGUGCUGGUUGGAGUACAGUAUAUAGCGAACAAGGAGGAGGGCUUCCAUCUCCCACAGCUGCUGUCAUUGGAAUCAGUAUGCACAUUUAAAGGUUUGAAGCAUGCAACAUUGUCCUUUCCCGUCCCAGAAGUCCACUCUACCUGGAAAAUGGCCAACCAAUGGUGCUGCGUUAGGCUUGUAAUAUCUAAUUAAGUUGAGAAACAGAAUCUAUAAAUGCUAAUAUCCAAAUAAGUCUUUCUUAUUAAGUAGGAAGAUAAAAAAGAAGACUACAUGUUGAGAGAGUGAAGAAGACAAGACUUAUGAUGGGGGGAUUAGUCCCCGGGUGUUACUUGUUAAAGUGUGCGUAAGCUUGCUCGGAUACGUGGACAUAACAAAAAAAGAAGAAAGACUAGCAAAUUCAGAGGCAAAAACAAAUUAUAAUUUUCUCUUCUGAAAAGAAAGUUGGAGGUUUGGGGAUGCAAGAUGCAACUUGGAUAGAUGCACUUAUAACACAAGAAGCUCCAAGGGUCUGAACAAAUCACUGCAUGCUUUGGGGAUGCAUGGGAUUCUUCAAUUCCUGGAAUGAACAGUCUCCAUUGCAUCAGAAAUGACCAGGUACUUUU
Messenger RNA from Rhododendron vialii, 2973 nucleotides. RefSeq names its product pentatricopeptide repeat-containing protein At4g39952, mitochondrial-like. Gene Ontology annotation, biological process: RNA modification. Gene Ontology annotation, molecular function: RNA binding; protein binding. The record is from RefSeq and is a predicted model, not a curated record. The coding region runs from base 58 to 2460 and encodes 800 amino acids. Lineage: Eukaryota; Viridiplantae; Streptophyta; Magnoliopsida; Ericales; Ericaceae. The transcript has a single exon.